CUUUAAGGCUUUCAAGUUGGGGCAAACAAUGAACUAAAAGCAAUACUGGAGGUUGCAAAUGUGAUAUCGUGCAUUAUAGGGCGUGUCAUCUGUUAUGUGUAUUUCGUAUCCGAAUUGGAGUGUUUUUAAUUGCUUCACGUUCAUUUCAACAUUUGUGAACACCAGGCAAUAAUUCAGCUUUUUUUUUAAAAAAUCGUCUUCAAAGCGAAAAAAAAAGUAUAACACCUAAUAAUUAACGCAGAGCCCAGUACGUGUGGGCCGUCCAUCUCCAUCUAUUGUUUCUAUGUUUAAUCAAAUUAUGGAGAGAGGAAUCCACUGCGUCCUCAACUAAUUCGUUGGAGUGAAAAGUUUCGCAGUGGCCACAGAGACGGCUCAAAGCGCCAGUGUGUCUGGUCAGUCAAGGUGGAGCCUCUGACAUUUUUUUUUAAAAGACAAACACCGAGUUUGAAACCAUUUAUUUGGCUGUUUCCCUUCGGAUCCCCGGGAGGCAGUUUAGCCUCUAGCCGGAAAGGAUACGUGUCAUCCCGCUGUGCCAGUGCACAAAAAAACUCCCUUUUCCUGAAUUUUAAACAAUCACAACUGAACAAUGUACGAGGCCUGGAUGGUGAUGGACGUCCUCAAAACUGUAAUAUUAGGCUGAAUAGAAUCCAGCAAGAACGAGUUACCAUUCAUGGCUUUUGAAAUUUGCUGCUUUUAAAGUGAAGGUGACACACAACUGCAGACAACAGGAACUAACCAUUGGGGGAGGGAUGUGCCUGCAUGUUCGAACCUACAUGAAGGAGGACCAGUGCAGGACAUUAUGGGACGUACCAUUGCUGAUGUCGAUGAGGCAGGCAAAAGUCAUGGCUGACACUAUAUUUGGAAGUGGAACAGAUCAGUGGGUGUGUCCUAAUGACAGACAACUUGCCCUUCGAGCCAAGCUCAAAACUGGCUGGUCUGUACACACUAACGAGACGGACAAACAGCGGCAAAAUCAGAUACUAACUAAGAAUGAAGUUGCAAUUAUACUAGAUGUCAUCAAAAGAGCCGAGUGUCUGGAUCUGGUUGAACAGAAGCGGAUUGGUCGCCUCGUUGACCGUUUAGAAAACAUGAAGAAGAAUGUGAUGGGAAAUGGUCUAUCCCAAUGCUUGUUAUGUGGAGAGUUACUUGGAUUUCUGGGAUCAACAUCUGUCUUCUGUCAAGACUGUAGGAAGAAAGUCUGUGUAAAGUGUGGAAUUGAAACAGUUGGGAGCCAGCGGAGACCAGUGUGGCUUUGCAAAAUAUGCAGUGAGGGGCGAGAGAUUUGGAAGAGAUCUGGCGCUUGGUUUUACAAGGGGUUGCCAAAAUUCAUUCUGCCAGUGAAAAGUACUGCUAGAAACAACGAGCUGCACCUACGACCUAUUCAGAUGGAGCAUGGACAAAGUAUUAUUGUCAACCGAUCGUACAGUUGGGCUAAAGAAAGAGUUGUCUCCAGUGACAGCGAAAGUGAAUCCGAGUGCAGUUCCUCCAGCCAAGAUGACAAAGUUUCAGCCAGCAGCUCAAAAAAUCACAAGACAAGAAAAGAAAGAGAGGAGUCUGGUAGGAAAAUGAAAGCUUCGAGCUGGGAGCCAACCAAUAAAACUCCGGGUAACCAUCAGUUGACAAAUACUUUAUCCGGGAGUCGGCCCAGCCUUGGUAGUGAGCAUGGAGGAGGUUCAAGUGCCAUAGAGAGCUACAGUGGUGAUGUCCUUGAUGAUGACUACAGCAAUGAUUUUGACAAGAACUCUCUCGGUUGUCAUUGAGUGGGCCAGGGUCCAGGCAUCCUCCCAAUCUCUGUCAUUCAAGGAUUGCCCCCGUUCUCCUUCCCAAGAUGCCCGGGUUAGAGCUGUUGAUUUUGAUGUCAUAUGAAUAAAAGAAUUGUAUAAACUUGA
Messenger RNA from Carcharodon carcharias (great white shark), 1889 nucleotides. RefSeq names its product rab effector Noc2-like. The coding region runs from base 750 to 1760 and encodes 336 amino acids. Gene Ontology annotation, molecular function: small GTPase binding. The transcript has 12 exons. Gene Ontology annotation, biological process: intracellular protein transport. Lineage: Eukaryota; Metazoa; Chordata; Chondrichthyes; Lamniformes; Lamnidae. The record is from RefSeq and is a predicted model, not a curated record.